AUGGGCGGGGACGAGGCGGAGAAGCAGCAGAAUUCGGACAAGGAGCAUGGGGGGAUCGGGAUGGGGAUGGUUUUGGAACGCAGAGAGGAGCGACGGGAGAAAAUCGCGCGGGAGUUUGUGCCUUUAGACCGUCUUGAUCACGAGGACGGGGGGCUGCGAGGGUUCGCGAAUGGUCUCUCGCGGAAAGAGACGGGAGGGGGAGGUGGAGGGGUGGCGGAUAGCAGGGCUAGUGAGAGCAGCGGCAGUGGUGGCGGUAGCAGCGGUGGCAACAACAACGGUGGUGCUGCUGUAGCAGGUGCAACAGGGGAAGGCGAGGGGGGGGUUGAUAAAACUGACGGAACAGGCUCGGGGGAUGGAAGGGGGGAGCAGCUAGGGAGCAACGGGAAGGGCAAGAAAGAGGCAGUGCAGACCCAGUUAGACGGAGACGAUAUUCCUCUGCUUAUGCCUUUAAAGGGGUUGUUUAAAAGCAAGGAUCUCGACGAGGAGAUUAAAGAGGAGGAGGAGGAGGAGAGGAAGAAGGGCGAGAGGGGGGCGGAGAGGAAGCGGCAGGUGGCGAGGCGGGAGUUUCGGAGCGAUGAUUGGAGUCACUUGGGGGAAACGCGGCCAGGGUUGUCGUCUAGUGAGAGCGGUGCUGGUGGUGGUGGUGGAGCGAACACAACUGGUGUUGCUGGGACUGCUGCUGGUGAUGGUGUUACCAGGGAUAGUACCGAAACCAGUCAUAGCGCGUCAGCUGCUUCUAAUGGAGCUUCACAGGCAACCGCAGGUACCACAGCCAGCAGUAGUGCCACAAAAGAGGGCGAGCAUGGGACUCAUAUGCCAAGUGUGACUAAAACGAACGAGACGAGUGGUGAGAAGGGUGGCGACGUGGGUCAGCUGGUGGGUCGAAUCCUCGACAGGCUGGAUGAUAUGGAAGACGAGGGGGGUAAGUUCAACAAAACCCUCGAAAAACAAGAGGCAGUUCUGGAAACAGUCGCCCGGGUGGGUAAACACCACGUCCUAGAAGAGGUGAAGGAGAGGGAGCAGCGGGAGGAGCAGGAGGACCGACAGGUGUUAGAGGAAGCAGAAAGGGAGGAAGCCCAGGAGAAGAUGAAGCAGCUAGAGCAGGUAGCUCUAGCCAUGGCUGCUGCUGAAGCGGAAAAGAAGGCGAAAAAGAAAGGGGUGGCAGCGGUGGCGGCGGUGGUGAGUCAGGGCGUGAAAGCGAGCGAAGUGUCACUUUUUGACCUGGUGUUUGGGCGGGAUAGCAGCGGGAAACAACCUCCCCCAGUCUCGCCCUCCCCCAGCCUCCGAACGAAGAACCUCACCAGGCUAGCCGCAGCUAAGAAGCGGUUUGCAGAGAGGGCAGGGCGGGGGGCGAGGGAGAAGGAGAGAUCGGAGAGGGUUGAUGAAGGGGAGAACGAUGUUCCCAGGCUUAUAGACUCGCAGGACAAUGAGUACGUUAUAAGCAGUCCCGGUAAGGGGUCGAAGAUGCAGCUACAGGAGGACUUUAUGCUUAUAUCGGAUGUGGUGAAGGUGAUUGUGGCGGCGGCUCUGGGGGGGCUUGCGUGUGGGCUUGUGGGACAGCCGAUCAUUCUGGGAUACAUCGUUGCAGGGAUGAUUAUCGGGCCUGGAGGGUUCGGUCUUAUCCACGAGCUCGUACAGGUGGAAACGUUAGCCCAAUUCGGAGUGGUCUUCCUGCUCUUUGCCAUCGGGGUCGAGUUCAGCCUGGCCCGCAUGCAGGGCGUGCACGCGGUGGCGCUAGCGGGCGGCAUAAUUCAGAUCGGCCUGUCCAUGGUGCUGGGUGGCAUCGCCAGCUCCAACACGCCCCAGGGGCUGUUCAUAGGAGGCUUUCUCUCCAUGUCGUCUACUGCCGUGGUGCUGAAAUGCCUGAUGGAUAUCAACAGCAUGGGGACAGAACACGGGCAGAUCAUGCUCGGAACCCUCAUCAGUCAAGACUGUGCCCUCGGCCUCCUCCUCGCAAUAAUGCCGGCGCUCGCCGCCCGCCCCGCCUCAGCCUCCGCCAUCCUGCUCGCCCUGCUGCGAGAGCUCCUGAUCCUCCUCGCCUUCGCCCUCAUUGCCUGGCUGCUCGCGCGCUUCUUUGUGCCCCGCUUCCUCCCGCUGCUGCUGCGCCUGGCGCGCGGGUCGUUCAACAGCGAAAUCUAUCACUUAGGCGUCGGUGGCGGUGCAACAGCUACAGCGAGCGCACUUUACACCAAGUGGAGCCCAUCCGUAACCUCUUUGCAGCGCUCUUCCUGGCGAGCAGAUGCAGUGCAAGCCAUGUCCCUCUCAUCCCUCCACCCCAACUCCCCACCUCCAGGCAACAGCUACAGCGAGCGAACGCUACACCAAGUGGAGCCCAUCCGCAACCUCUUUGCAGCGCUGUUCCUGGCGAGCAUAGGCAUGGUCAUGCACCCGCUCUUCCUCUGGCAGCACAUCGACAUCCUCCUCAUUGCUGUGGCGGUCGUGUUUGUCUCCAAGGCCUGCCUUGUGGGCUUCGUGGUGAGUGGUGGUGAUUGGGGAGUGCUGCUGAGGGGUGGCGAGCGGUGA
Messenger RNA from Closterium sp. NIES-65, 2523 nucleotides. The record is from the annotation of a GenBank genome assembly. Lineage: Eukaryota; Viridiplantae; Streptophyta; Zygnematophyceae; Desmidiales; Closteriaceae.